Molecule: messenger RNA, 2405 nt
Organism: Oncorhynchus gorbuscha (pink salmon)
Lineage: Eukaryota; Metazoa; Chordata; Actinopteri; Salmoniformes; Salmonidae
Gene: zcchc17
Product: zinc finger, CCHC domain containing 17
Exons: 7
Coding region: 363-1145 (260 amino acids)
Biological process (GO): RNA stabilization
Molecular function (GO): RNA binding; zinc ion binding
Source: RefSeq, a predicted model, not a curated record
GCUCCGUCCUGGGCCUCUUGACUCCGCCGGCAGGAACCAAAGCCAUGUCCCCCGGUCUCUUCUUUGGCUCAAUCAUGGUUUAACAACUCAAUGAACACGAUGGUGUAUAACAGAAAUCGACUUGAAUAAAUGAACUUCUUUCAACAAACCGCUUUCGACACAAGUACGAAGUGAAGAGCGGUCUGAGGUACUUCCGGUUCUCAGGGCGAUUGAUUGGGUCGCAGCUCCUCUGUUAACGUUGAUUGGUUAUCAUUGUUGUUGACCAUGGCCCGUAAACCGGAAGAAAACAUCUGAAACAGACUACAAAAAUAAAUACUCGGCACACAAGGGAGAGAGUUCUACUGUGAGUCGCCAUCAUCAUCAUGGCAGACUUUGACCAUGACCAGCAGGAGCCUGCAGGACUAGAUGGCUUGCCAGCCAUGUACAGUAUUGUGAAGGGAGAGGUGGCUUCUGUACAGACCUACGGAGCCUUCAUCAAGAUUCCUGGCUACAGGAAGCAGGGGUUGGUUCAUAUCAGUGAGUUGUCAGCCUGUAGGGUUGAGAAUGUUGCAGAAGUCGUUGACGUGGGAGAGCAGGUGUGGAUCAAGGUCAUCGGGAGAGAGAUGCGUGAUGACAAGGUGAAGCUCUCCUUCUCAAUGAAAGCUGUCAAUCAAGGAACAGGGAAAGACCUGGACCCCAACAAUGUCAUAGCAGAGCAGGACGAGCGGAGGCGUAGACAGUUCAAAGAUGGUACAGGACGAAGGAUCACAUUGGAGGCUGUACUCAACACUACCUGCAAGAAGUGUGGCUGCAAAGGGCACUUCGCUAAGGACUGUUUCUCGGCCCCAGGGCUGCAGUAUGAUCUGAUACCUGAGGAGGGCGACGAUGAGCCUCAGCAGCUACAGAAAGAGCCUAUCAACCCCAACCUCAUCCCACUCGCAGUCCGCAAAACCCAACCUCCACAGGACUCACACAAGAAGAAGAAAAAGGAGAAAAAAGAGAAAAAGGAGAAGAAGGGGAAGAAGAAGAGGAAGAGAGAGAGGAAGGAGUCCGAAAGUGACAGCAGCAGCAGUGGACCCAGUCAGGCCAAGAGAGGGCGCCAUGACGACAGAGAGGACAGAAAGAAGAAGAAACACAAGAAACACAAGUCCCACAAACACAUCUGAGACUGAUCUGACGGACUGACACACAUACAUUGCACUAAACACACACAAAUGACACUGUAGACACACAUACACACAGUUAAACUGUGGACACGCACAUACACAGCGUAGACUUGGUUGGACACACACACAAGUUGACGCAACAGUCAGAAGCCCCUCAUAGCCCCUUGCCCCUACCGUCUGACACAUGCAGAUCGAUAGAAACCUGAUAGGUGUUAGCAAUAUGGCAGCUUCCCUGAGCCCAUCGGAAAGUUAAGUAUAUAUUGCACCUAUCCAGUUCCCUCAGAUCUACCUUUAACACUGAAGAGGUUAGUGUUGUUUUCAGGAUGACAGUAUAGGUGUCUCAGAUCCCACAACACCUGGAGUUAACAUCUCAGGAACCAUAUCAAGACGUUGUAAUCUGUGCAGGCCUGUGCUGUGUUAGUAAUACGUGUAUCUGGAACCAAUCCACCUGUCCUCACUGGUCAGGUUAAACGCAUGACAUACACUACAUGACCAGAAGUAUGUGGACACUUGCUCGUCGAACAUCUCAUUCCAAAAUCAUAGGCAUUAAUGUGGAGUUGGUCCUCCCUUUGCUGCUAUAACAGCCUCCACCCUUCUGGGAAGACUUUCCACUAGAUGUUGGAACAUUGCGGAGACUUACUUCCAUUCAGCCACAAGAGCAUUAUUGAGGUCAGGUACAGAUGUUAGAUGAUUAGGCCUGGCUCACAGACGGCGUUCCAAUUCAUCCCAAAGGUGUUUGAUGGGGUUGAGGUCAGCACUCUGUGCAGGCUAGUAAAGUUCUUCUACAACGAUGUCGACAAACCAUGCUGAAACGGGAAAGGGCCUUCCCCAAACUGUUGCCACAAAGUUGGAAGAACAGAAUUGUCUAGAUUGUCAUUGUAUGCUGUAGCAUUAAGAUUUCCCUACACUGGAACUAAGGGGCCUAGACCGAACCAUAAACUGCCCCAGAUCAUUAAUAGUCAUCCACCAAACUUUACAGUUGGUACUAUGCAUUAGGGCAGGUAGCGCUCUUCUUGCAUCCGCCAACCCCAGAUUUGUCUGUCGGACUUCCAGAUGGUGAUGCGUGAUUCUUCACUCCAGAGAAGGCGUUUCCACUGCUCCAAAGUCCAAUGAUGGCGAGAUUUCCACCACUCUAGCCGACGCUUGGCAUUGCGCAUGGUGAUCUUUGGCCUGUGUGCGACUGCUCAGCCAUGGAAACCCAUUUCAUUAAGCUCCUGACAAACAGUUCUUGUGCUGACGUUGGUUCCAAAGGCAGUUUGG